This is a messenger RNA of Notodromas monacha, 870 nucleotides long. NCBI's taxonomy places the organism in Eukaryota, Metazoa, Arthropoda, Ostracoda, Podocopida, Cyprididae. The record is from the annotation of a GenBank genome assembly.
AUGAGGGGCUUGCUGACGAUAUCAAGCGACAGCAGCGCAGUUGAUGCUGUCCGGCUUCUCAUUAUUAUCGCUGUCCUACAAAAACAACAACAACACCACCAAGGAGUGGAUACACACGUACCCCCCGAGUCAACGAUUGGGAACGUGGCCCCAGGUAGGAGCGGCACGGAAGCUGAGCAGGUGCGAUCCGGACGCGACGUGGUGGACGCGGCCACGGAGCCGAUGGCAACCGGAUCCCCGCCAGCAACUGACAUCUCCGACACGCCGCCGACGCCAACGACGACGACGACGACUGGUGACGGCAACAAUAGCGCCAACACCACCACUUCCACCACCACGACGAGUGCAACAUCAGGGACAUCGUCUCCCACCAACACCACCACCACCACCACCAGCACGGCAACCAACACCGACGCCGUGGUGACGACGACGACAACAGCAACAACAACAACCAACGACGACGGAAGCCAGGUGAAGAACAACAACAACACCACCAUCAACAACAACAACAACUACCACAAUGGCUCCCCGAAGGCCGGAACCAACGACGACCAGCAGCACCGAGACACGCAAACGCCAUCCGACAAGGUCAAUGUUACAUCCAUCCAUCCAUCCAUCAGCUCUUGCAUAUCUGUCUCCCUGUCCCCAAUCCCUAUAGCUGCGAUGACUUGUUUUUCCCGAAAGAAAGGAGAGGAGGAGGAGGAGGAGGAAAAGGCUAUUGACACCGUGCGAAAAAAUGUUUGGCAGUCAGUCCCUGCUGUGCCCUUUUCACCCCCUUGCUUCCUGCCGCGGGGGCUGCCGCCGCCGGCGUUUUUCUUCCAGUCUACGACGACGACGACAACGACGACAGAUGGCCUUGGAAAGUUAUAA